AUGGUGACUGUGACCGAGGUGCUGCAGCUUUGGGGCCUGUUUGUCACAGAGCUCAUCAGCUCGAUCGCCGACUGGUUCCAGACCAAACCAGCAUGGGCCAACCUGGAGGUGCUGGAGGACACAGAGCUGAAGACCACAGGAGGAGUCCACGAAAGACACAAAGCCAAAACCCUGUGGGAGAAGACUGGAGCUGUGGUCGUGGUUUUACGACGACCUGGAUGAUUAUUGUGCAGAGAGGAGGCCGCUGAGCUGUCCUCUCUCAAAUCCCAGCUGCAGGACCUUGAAGUCCCACUUUUUGCCGUGGUUAAAGAAAACCUUGGCAAAGAGCUGGACGGCUUCAAGAAGUACUUCUCUGGGAAGGUCUACGUGGAUCAGCAGAGAAAUUUCUACGGCCCUCAAGAGCGAUGGAUGUUUCUCUCCAUGUUCCUGCGUGUCGGUGUGUGGAGGAGCCUUUGGCGGGCUUAUAGAAGGGGCUUCAGGGGAAACCUGAGAGGGGAAGGACUUGUCCUGGGUGGAGUCUUCGUCAUUGGACCCGGAGAUCAGGGUAUUCUACUGGAGCACCGUGAGAAGGAGUUUGGGGAUAAGGUGAAUCUGCUGGCGGUCCUCAAAACAGCACGGAAGAUACAAGACAACAUGACAAGAUAG
Messenger RNA from Limanda limanda (common dab), 645 nucleotides. Its product is annotated as peroxiredoxin-like 2A. Lineage: Eukaryota; Metazoa; Chordata; Actinopteri; Pleuronectiformes; Pleuronectidae. The transcript is spliced from 5 exons. The record is from RefSeq and is a predicted model, not a curated record.